CUAUUAACCCAAAUGCUCCGGAAAAGGAAAACCCCCAAAGAGUGGUUCCACGUCUGAUGUUAACCGGCUCAAUCGAAAUUUAUUUACAACAUAUACUGAUCUAUGAACUUGAUUCUUCCUGAUUACUGAGUAAGUAAUAAGAUGGCGCUGGCAACAUUUGUUUUUGCUCCUGCAGUUCCACUACAAUCAUCAUCAUCAUCAUCAGUUUCAAGGCUACAAUUUAGAUGCAGAUUACCAUUAUCUACAGCACUCUCCUUUUCUUCCUUGUCAAAUUCUAAAUUAUCCUCCUCCAGGUUAGGGUUUCAGUUAGUGGCGUCUUUGGAUUCGCCUGAUACUGCUACUUUCACUUCGCCCUCCACCAGGCUGUAUGUUAGUGGACUUUCAUUUCGAACUACUAAAGAGGGUCUAAGAAAUGCUUUCGAAAAAUAUGGGAACCUCACAGAAGUGAAUUUGGUGAUGGACAAAAUAGCAAAUAGGCCAAGGGGCUUUGCUUUUCUGCGUUACACAACAGAGGAGGAAUCUAAGAAGGCCAUCGAGGGGAUGCAUGGGAAGUUUCUGGAUGGCAGAGUCAUAUUUGUUGAAGUUGCGAAGCCCAGAUCAGAGCUUCGUAAAAGCCAAAAUCAGAAUUCAAGAACAUUCUGACGAGCUGAAUUAUAUUUGUCUCGUUCCCCAGCUGUUGGUGCAUUUUACCGGCUUCUAAGUAUAUGGUAGCACUGUGCUUCAGCCUGUCCAACCGUCAGAAUCAAACUUGCGAUCAUCAUUUAUCUGUUUAUUUCCAGAUGCAAGAGUUCUGAAUGCAAUUUCAUUGAUUUCAGUACCUCUGUUUCGCCACCUGUCUUUGUAUACACAUAACUAUCUAAAGAUGUAUAAUAGAUUGAUGGUUAACCAUGAUUAAUUGAGCUAUUAUUUCACUUA
Molecule: messenger RNA, 915 nt
Organism: Daucus carota subsp. sativus
Lineage: Eukaryota; Viridiplantae; Streptophyta; Magnoliopsida; Apiales; Apiaceae
Product: organelle RRM domain-containing protein 6, chloroplastic
Exons: 4
Coding region: 142-642 (166 amino acids)
Biological process (GO): chloroplast mRNA modification; cytidine to uridine editing
Cellular component (GO): chloroplast
Molecular function (GO): RNA binding
Source: RefSeq, a predicted model, not a curated record